Molecule: messenger RNA, 405 nt
Organism: Perca flavescens (yellow perch)
Lineage: Eukaryota; Metazoa; Chordata; Actinopteri; Perciformes; Percidae
Gene: calca
Product: calcitonin/calcitonin-related polypeptide, alpha
Exons: 3
Coding region: 16-405 (129 amino acids)
Cellular component (GO): extracellular region
Molecular function (GO): calcitonin receptor binding; hormone activity
Source: RefSeq, a predicted model, not a curated record
UUUCCACAGGGAAUCAUGAUAAUGCAGAAACUCUGGACUCUCCUCCUUGCCUAUGCGCUGAUCAUUUGUCAGAUGUACGUCACACAGGCAGCUCCAUCCAGAACUAGUAAGGAGUCUAUGUCAGAUGGAAUCAUACUAUCGAAUGAUGAUGCCCAAAGGUUACUCCAAGCUAUCAAGGAGUUCAUGCAGAUAACUUCAGAUGAGCAAGACACAGCUGAUGGAAACAGCCUGGAUAGACCCAUGUCUAAGCGCUGCACCGGCUUAAGCACUUGUGUGCUGGGCAAACUCUCCCAGGAUAUUCACAAACUACAAACCUAUCCCCGCACCAAGGUGGGAGCAGGCACGCCUGGAAAGAAACGAAGUCUAUCCGAGCAACAUGAAAACUACGGCAACUCAUACAACUAA